AUGACAGAGUACAAGCUGGUGGUGGUGGGAGCUGGUGGCGUUGGCAAAAGCGCCCUGACCAUUCAGCUCAUCCAGAACCACUUCGUGGACGAGUACGACCCGACCAUAGAGGAUUCAUAUCGGAAACAGGUAGUUAUUGAUGGUGAGACCUGUUUGCUAGACAUUCUGGAUACUGCGGGGCAGGAGGAGUACAGCGCUAUGCGAGACCUGUGCAUGAGAACUGGUGAAGGCUUCCUCUAUGUCUUUGCCAUUAAUAACAGCAAAUCAUUUGCUGAUAUCAAUCUCUACAGAGAGCAGAUUAAGAGAGUGAAAGAUUCAGAUGAUGUGCCAAUGGUGCUAGUGGGAAACAAGUGCGACUUGCCCACAAGGACAGUGGAUACAAAACAGGCUCAAGAACUAGCUAAGAGCUAUGGGAUCCCCUUCAUUGAGACGUCAGCCAAAACAAGACAGGGUGUCGAAGACGCCUUUUACACAUUGGUGAGAGAGAUCCGCCAAUACCGGAUGAAAAAGCUCAACAGUAGUGAAGAUGGGAAUCAAGGCUGUAUGGGAUUGUCAUGCAUUGUGAUGUGAUAAGCCACCAAGAAUACCUGGUUCAGAUGUAGCUGGAGGACAAGUCUUGAUGCCACUCUAAAGCAUCUCACGAUGAUACCCUGGUGCCAGCCAAGCAGUAUAAAGUCCUUUUCUGUGCUCCAUCUGAAGAGAACAUCUCUGAACAGCUACCUCCUUGCUCGGCUAACUGAGCAGAGAAAGCCCCAUCUGUUGAUGCACUUGGGAUUUCUUUUUUCUUUUUUUUCCUGGGUAGGUUCAAACAGAAAACUGGUCACAAGAAAAGCGAACUUUAAACACCAAAUACUGUGAAAAAGAUGACAACAUUUUUACCUCUAGAGUAGAUGCUAGAAGUGAUGUUUGUUUCCUUUCUAUCAGAUUAAGACCUGGGGAGGAAUCGCUCAGGCAGGGAGGGAUAGCUCAGUGGUUUGAGCAUUGGCCUGCUAAACCCAGGGUUGUGAGCCCAAUCCUUGUGGGGGCCACUUAGGGAUCUGGGGCAAAAAUCAGUAAUUGGUCCUGCUAGUGAAGGCAGGGGGCUGGACUCGAUGACCUUUCAGGGUCCCUUCCAGUUCUAUGA
Molecule: messenger RNA, 1123 nt
Organism: Emys orbicularis (European pond turtle)
Lineage: Eukaryota; Metazoa; Chordata; Testudines; Emydidae
Product: GTPase NRas-like
Exons: 1
Coding region: 1-570 (189 amino acids)
Biological process (GO): Ras protein signal transduction
Cellular component (GO): plasma membrane
Molecular function (GO): GDP binding; GTP binding; GTPase activity
Source: RefSeq, a predicted model, not a curated record